AUGGACGCUUCAGCAAUUAAAAGAAGAUAUGAAUGGCAAGCAUAUAGAAAAUUGGAUAUAGAGGAAUUAGAAAAGAAGGACAAGGAAAUUAUUAAAAAUUACAAUGCAACCUUCGGUGGACACUUUGCCAAAGUGAUCAAAAUAAACAAAUUUAAAUAUAUUUUGAUUUACUUUAACAAUGAAAAUGAUUUAUUAAAUGCAAUUUACAGAUCCACAAUGGUAGAAGAUUUAGGAAAAGGUUUAAAGAUAAAACUUCAAGACGAAUUGAUUGGAGAUAAAGGGACGUACAAGCGAAAAACAGGAAUAAACAGAUUUAAAGUGCCAACACAAACAAAGAAAGAUAAAUUUGUUGACGCCCAAUCUGAUAUUCUAUCAACAAUACCGCGAACAGAAGAAGAACAUGCAGAUUUUGACGCCUUGAACAAUAAUUUCAGUGACAGAUUGAAUAAGAUUGAGAAGAAAUUAGACUUGCCAAAAGGAAAGGAUAAGAAAAUGGAAGAAAAAGAUGACAUUAACAAAAAUAAAAAACGCGUAGUGACAACGCAAGGACAAAGAGAAGAUUCCGACAGCGAAUAA
Rhizophagus irregularis DAOM 181602=DAOM 197198 is the source of this 576-nucleotide messenger RNA. RefSeq lists its product as uncharacterized. NCBI's taxonomy places the organism in Eukaryota, Fungi, Glomeromycota, Glomeromycetes, Glomerales, Glomeraceae. The record is from RefSeq and is a predicted model, not a curated record.